AAAUACAGUAAUACUCCCUUGUGUUUAAUUCUAGUAGGCCUGUUCUAUAGUAGGCCCGAGUGUGGUUAAGUUAAAAUUCAGGAAAACUAACGCUUCCACAUAAUGACCAAAUGAAAAAUGUGUAUUGCAUUGGAUGUAGCAAAUCAUUUGGCUGCUAACUAGGGAAUAUUUAUCAUUGCAUUUUGUCACACAAGGUUAUUAAUAUAAAACAGACAAGCAGCAGAAAAGGCGCGAUAUUGCGCAGCUCCGAAAAGCCGCGAGGACGAUCUCCCUCAGGGGGCAUGCGCAGCCCAACGCUACAGUGGAUCGUUAGCAGUUCGACAGCUUAAUUUUAUCAUACAUUUACCGCGAUAUAGAGCUUUUCUUUGGGACACAGCACUAAAACAACAAGAUGGGCUAUAUGAAACAGGUAGAAGUUGAAAAUUUUAAGUCUUGGCGCGGGAAGCAGGUCCUCGGGCCGUUCAAGCAGUUCACCUGCAUCAUUGGCACAAACGGCUCCGGUAAGUCUAACGUGAUGGAUGCGCUGGGUUUCGUCAUGGGAGAGCGGGCGGCUGCACUGCGGGUGCGCCAGGCCAGGGAGCUGAUCUGCGGGGCCCACGUAGGCCGGCCCGUGGCCGGGACCGCCAGUGUCUCCAUGGUCUACUGCGAAGACAACGGUGAGGAGAUCAUCUUCAAGAGGACUGUCGCAGGAGACGCAUCGGAAUAUCGAGUCAGUGGCAAACUGGUCACCUUUACUGAGUACACGUCCGCGCUACAGAAGAUCGGAGUGCUAAUUAAAGCCAGGAACUGUCUGGUAUUCCAGGGGACGGUGGAGUCGAUCGCUAUGAAGAGCGCCAAGGAGAUGAGCCGCGUGUUUGAGCGCAUCAGCGGCUCACUGGAGCUGGCAGAUGAAUACAUCCAGGCCAAGGAAGCCCUACUGAGGGCCAAGGAGGACACGCAGUUCCACUUCAAGAAGAAGAAGACAGCUGCUGCAGAGAAGAAGCACGCCUCACAAGUGAAGGAGGAGGUGCAGCGGUACCAGGCCCUCGUGGAUGACCUGAACCAGAACAAGGCGCAGCUGAUCCAGUGUCGGCUCUUUCAUAACGAGAAGGACUUGGAUGCCCUGCAGGUCUCCCGGCAGCACUGGCAGGCCUUGGUCCUGGAGAAGAAGAGCGGCCUUGUGCUGUGGGAACAGGGUAUGCAGGCCCUGAAGAAGGAGCUGGGCUAUGUGACCCGGGGCCUGCAGAAGAUCGAGAAGGAAGUCCGCAUGGAGGACCAGACACAGGCCCACCGUAGGUCUCAGUAUGUCAAGGCCAAAGAGCAGACGGCGCACCAGGUGCGGAAGCUGGGUUCGGCACAAAGCUCCCUGCAGGGGGCGCUUCAGCAGCAGCGCAGGAAGGAGCAGGAGCUGGAGGAGCUGCGUGCUGAGCUGGCCCAGCUGGACCGUGCCUGGAGACAGUUUGAGGAGGAGGCGCAAAAGGAGGAAGCCCCCAGGGGUGUUACUGUGGAGCUGGCAGAGGCCCAGUUGGAACACUACAAAGAGCUGAAGGACUUGUCCAGGAAGCAGGGCUCCACCCUGAAGCAGACGGUGGAGAAGCUUCGCUGGGAGGUGAAGGCUGACUGGGGAAAACUGGAGUUUGACCAGAGGAGGAAGAAGGAAGUGGAGGCAAGCAUCAAGCACACUCAGGCACAGCUGGAGGAGUGCAGCAGCAGAGCCGAAAAGCUGGGGAAAUACAGCAGCAGUUGCAGUGCCACUCUGGCUGAACAGCAACAGCUGGAGGAGAGUCUGCGGGUGGCGCUGGAUGAGGGCCGCGCUCGCAGCCGGGAGGUGGAUCGGGAGCUGGCCGAGGCCAUCGAGGAGCUGCAGAACGCCUGCGUCGACGGCCACGAGAGCCGGCGGCAGCAGCGCCGCAGCGAGAUGCUGGACAGCCUGAGGAAGCUCUACCCAGAGACCCUGAUCGGCCGUCUGUCAGACCUCUGCCAUCCGAUCCAUAAGAAGUACCAGCUGGCGGUGACCAAAGUGUUCGGCCGAUACAUGAAUGCCAUCGUCGUGGCGUCUGAGAAGGCGGCACGCGACUGCAUCAGGUUUCUGAAGCAGGAGAGGGCCGAGCCGGAGACCUUCCUCCCCCUCGACUACCUCGAUGUGAGUGCGUUGAACGAGCGGCUGCGGGAGGUUCGCGGGGCCACGAUGGUGGUGGACGUGGUGCAGUACGCCGCCUCGCUGGGGAGGGCCGUGCAGUUCGUGUGCGGGAACACGCUCGUGUGCGACACCGUCAAGGAGGCUCAGCAUGUUGCCUUCGGGGGCCCCGAGCGCCUCAAGACGGUGGCAUUGGAUGGGACCAUGUUCUUCAAGUCGGGGGCCAUCUCUGGGGGUGCCAGCGACCUGCGGAGCAAAGCCCGGCGCUGGGAUGAGAAGGUCAUGGGCAAGCUGAAGGAGCGCCGUGAGCAGCUGACAGCAGAGCUGCACACUCUGCUGAAGCUGAAGCAUAAGGAGGCAGAGCUGAAGCAGGUGCAGACUCAGCUCAAAGGCAUCCAGACCCGCUUGAAGUUCUCUCUCAGUGAGCUGGAUGCCAUCCGCAAGAAGAACAUCCCCGCCUGCCUCGCGGAGAAGUCUAGACUGGAGAGUAUACUUCUCAAUCUGGAGUCAGAGAUUCAAAUGCAGAAGGACAACUUGGAGUUGAAGGGAAAAAAAAUACAGGAUCUUCAGACUAAGCUGAAUGAGGUGGACGACCUAGUGUUCUCUGAUUUCUGUGCUGAAAUCGGCGUCGCAAACAUCCGCGAGUAUGAGCAAGAGCAUCUGAAACAGCAGCAGGAAACGGACAGCAAGAGGCUGCAGUUUGAGACCCAGCACACGCGCCUGACCACCCAGCUAGAGUUCGAGCAGAGCCAGCUUGAGCAGAGCCAGGGGAAGAUCCGCGAGUGGGAAGACACCCUCCGCAAGGGCGAGCAGAGAGUCUCCCAGCUGAAGAAGGAGGAGGAGCAGCUGAUGAAGGGCUUGGAUGAGAUCAUAGUUAAAGUGCAGGAGCUGAGGAACUCUAUGCUCGGGCAGAAGUCCCUGGUCAGCAAAUGUAACGCCAGGCUGGAUGAGAAGGUGACAGGGCGGCAGGAGUGUUCCAGGGGUCUGCAGAAGCUCCAGAGGGAGCUGAUGUCUGUGGAGAUAUCGCUAGAAAAGAAGCAGCUCGAGAGACACAACCUGCUGCUGAGCUGCAAGGUGCAGGACCUUCCUGUAACGCUGCUGUCCGGCUCCAUGGAUGACAUCAGCGAGGAGCAGCUUGACUCUGAGACCACCAUAGUCACUGCUGACAUCUACGAACGUGAGAGGCAGAUGGUCAUCGAUUACAGUGCACUGAGAAGGGAACUUCAGGAGCUGGAAGGGGAGGAGGAAGUGGAAUCAGAACUGGAAAAGUUGCAGGAAACACUUGACUCCCUGGAGACAGCACUCCAGCACUCCGGUACACCAGAUCUCAAAGCCCUGCAGAAGAUGAAUGAGGUCAAGGGGAUGUUCCAUGAGAUAGUGGAAGCUUUUGAUGCCAGCACUAAGGUGACCCGCCGCUGCCAGCAGGAGUUUCAUCAGGUGAAGACCAGGCGCUUCCGGCUCUUCAACGAGUGCUUUGAGCACGUUUCCAACAGCAUCGACCAGAUCUACAAGCAGCUCUGCAGAAACCCCUGUGCACAGGCCAUCCUCAGUGUGGAGAACCCAGAUGAGCCAUACCUGGAUGGCAUCAGCUACAACUGUGUGGCCCCAGGCAAGCGUUUCAUGGCCAUGGACAAUCUGUCAGGGGGGGAGAAGUCCAUAGCUGCCCUGGCCCUGGUCUUUGCCAUUCACAGUUUCCGUCCUGCUCCUUUCUUUGUUCUGGAUGAGGUUGAUGCAGCCCUAGACAAUACCAACAUUAAUAAGCUUACCAGCUACAUCCGUGAGCAGUGUAAGGCAUACUUCCAGAUAAUUGUCAUCUCCCAGAAGGAGGAGUUCUACUCCAAGGCAGAUGCUCUUUUGGGAGUAUACUCUGAGUACGAUGAGUACAUGUUCAGCCGUCUCCUGACCCUGGACCUCAGUCCUUACCCGUUGAACGAAGACACAGUCACAGACUGAGAGAAUUUAUAGCCACAGAGAACUCAGUAUGGUUUGUUUUGUUAAAGAGGUUAAUUUCCCUCCAUUUACAAAGUGGUGUUUUGUUAUUCAUGGGAAAAGCUUGUAGUUCACUGGUGAUUUAACUGGUUUAUCUUUACCAUCUGACUUUGCAGUGCAUGUUUUAAACAAUAAUUCAUUACGUUUAAAAGAUGUGAAAAAAAUCCUUUUAGGGCUUUUCUGUAAAUUACAUGUUUUUUUGCACUGACAGAUAGGUGACGGCAGCACAGAGGAAUGUGGGAACUCAGCCCAUUUUAAUCCCAGCUGCUUCUGACAUCUUGUCACUGUCUACUUCCUUGAAUCAAAAUUUACAAGAAGCUAUUGUUUAAUCAGUUGAGCUGUGUUUGUGUGAUUUUCUGAUAAUUCGUUGUUGAACUUGUGCUGGAAUGUACCAUUGUUUACAAGCCACACCUUCAGAUAUACUAACAGGCACUUAGCUAAGCAGUUUGUUCUGUUAAAGUUUGGUCACCAUAAACCGUACCUCUUAAAAAUAAGGUUAUUCAGCUUUAAAAUAAAAAUAAAUAAAAGUGUAAUUAAAUUGGG
Messenger RNA from Paramormyrops kingsleyae, 4648 nucleotides. RefSeq names its product structural maintenance of chromosomes 1B (gene smc1b). Gene Ontology annotation, biological process: sister chromatid cohesion. Gene Ontology annotation, cellular component: meiotic cohesin complex; chromosome; nucleus. Gene Ontology annotation, molecular function: protein binding; ATP binding; ATP hydrolysis activity. The record is from RefSeq and is a predicted model, not a curated record. Lineage: Eukaryota; Metazoa; Chordata; Actinopteri; Osteoglossiformes; Mormyridae.